Messenger RNA from Rotaria sordida, 621 nucleotides. Lineage: Eukaryota; Metazoa; Rotifera; Eurotatoria; Philodinida; Philodinidae. The record is from the annotation of a GenBank genome assembly.
AUGGGUAAUAAAACGAGUGGUAACGAAAAAAAAGAUCCGACUAUUUUAACUAAUGAAGAUUUGAAAACAUUAAAAAUAAAUACACAAUAUACAGAAGAAGAAAUUCUAGCAUGGCAUUCUGGUUUUCUUAAAGAUUGUCCAAUGGGUAAACUUGAUAAAAAACAAUUUCUUAAUGUUUAUAGAAGAUUCUAUCCAGAAGGUAAAGCUGAUAAAUAUUGUAAUUUUGUAUUCAAAGCAUUUGAUACAGACAAUAAUAAUUCGAUUGAUUUUACAGAAUUUUUAUUAGCUGUUGAUGUAUCUCAACAUGGAAAUCUUGAAGAUAAAUUAAAAUUAGCUUUUGGUAUUUAUGAUCAAAAUAAAGAUGGACAAAUUAAUCGAAAAGAUAUGAUUAAAAUAAUUGAAGCUAUGUAUGAUUUAGCUAAUGAAGAAGAUCGAGCUGGUCUUAAAUCACCAGAAAAACGUGUUGAACUUAUAAUGCAACGUUUAAAUAAAGAUAAAGAUGAUAUUAUUCUUCGAAAUGAAUUUAUUCAAGGAUGUCUUCGAGAUGAAUUAUUACGUAAAAUUCUUGCUCCAAAUACAACAACUUUACCAGAAGAUCAAACAACAAAUUCAAAUAAUUAG